Dichomitus squalens LYAD-421 SS1 is the source of this 621-nucleotide messenger RNA. Its product is annotated as endoglucanase V-like protein. The coding region runs from base 1 to 621 and encodes 206 amino acids. The transcript has 4 exons. Lineage: Eukaryota; Fungi; Basidiomycota; Agaricomycetes; Polyporales; Polyporaceae. The record is from RefSeq and is a predicted model, not a curated record.
AUGGCGGCAAGCAAGCUCCUCCUCUUCGUCCAGUUCAUCGCCAUCGCGACCAUCGCGAGCUGCGUCUCCGUCACCGACAAGCGAGCGACCGGCGGCUACGUUCAAAACCCCUCUGGCAGCGCCUCCUUCACGCACUACUCCGGGUGCUCCCAGCCAGCUUGCGGAAUCGCGGCGAGCGGCUACACCGCAGCGGUGAACCAGCUCACGUUCGGGUCGGCACCGGGACUGGGGCCUGGGGACGCGUGCGGCCGCUGCUUCUCCCUCACGGCGAACGCAGACCCGUACUCGCCCGCGUACACGGGCCCGUUCCACACCAUCAUUGUCAAGGUCACCGACCUCUGCCCCGUCUCGGGCAACCAGGAGUGGUGCGGUCAGUCACAGAGCAACCAGAAGAACCAGCACAACGAGCCCGUCCACUUCGACAUCUGCGAGGACACCGGAGGCGCGAACGCGUUCUUCCCCUCUGGCCACGGCGCGCUCACGGGAACGUUUACGGAAGUGUCGUGCAGCCAGUGGUCCGGGUCAGAUGGUGGCUCGCUUUGGAACGGCUCGUGCAUCAAGGGCGAAUCUGCCGGACUUUGGCCGUCGGUCGGCUGCGGAAACCAGGGUACUGCCCCUUGA